CCAAGGAGUCCAUCAUCUGCGUGGGCUCGUCCUGGGUGCCCAGGAUCGUGCCGGGCGACAUCAGCUCCCUGAGCCUGGUAAAUGGAACGUUUUUGGAAAUCAAGGACCGAAUGUUUUCUCAUCUGCCUUCUCUGCAGCUGCUGUUGUUGAAUUCUAACUCAUUCACAGUCAUCCGGGAUGAUGCUUUCGCUGGGCUUUUCCAUCUCGAAUACCUGUUCAUUGAAGGGAACAGAAUCGAAACCAUUUCAAGAAAUGCCUUCCGAGGCCUCCGGGACCUGACUCACCUUUCUUUGGCCAAUAACCACAUCAAAGCCCUCCCCAGGGACGUCUUCAGUGAUUUAGACUCUCUGAUUGAACUCGAUUUAAGGGGCAAUAAGUUCGAGUGUGAUUGCAAGGCCAAGUGGUUGUAUCUGUGGUUGAAGAUGACGAAUUCCACGGUUUCUGAUGUCCUGUGUACCGGUCCCCCGGAGUACCAGGAAAAGAAGCUCAAUGAGGUGACCAGCUUUGACUACGAAUGCACCACUACAGAUUUUGUUGUUCACCAGACUUUGCCCUACCAGUCGGUUUCAGUGGACACGUUCAACUCCAAGAACGACGUGUACGUGGCCAUCGCUCAGCCCAGCAUGGAGAACUGCAUGGUGCUGGAGUGGGACCACAUCGAGAUGAAUUUCCGGAGCUACGACAAUAUCACAGGUCAGUCCAUUGUGGGCUGCAAGGCCAUCCUCAUCGACGACCAGGUCUUCGUGGUGGUGGCUCAGCUCUUCGGUGGCUCGCACAUUUACAAGUAUGACGAGAGCUGGACCAAGUUUGUCAAAUUCCAAGACAUAGAAGUGUCUCGCAUCUCCAAGCCCAACGACAUCGAGCUAUUCCAGAUUGAUGAGGAGAAGUUCUUCGUCAUUGCAGAUAGCUCCAAAGCUGGCCUGUCGACGGUGUACAAAUGGAACAGCAAAGGCUUCUACUCCUACCAGUCUCUGCACGAGUGGUUCAGGGACACGGACGCGGAGUUCGUGGAUAUCGACGGGAAAUCGCACCUGAUCCUGUCCAGCCGCUCCCAGGUCCCCAUCAUCCUCCAGUGGAAUAAAAGCUCCAAGAAGUUUGUCCCCCACGGUGACAUCCCCAACAUGGAAGACGUGCUGGCCGUGAAGAGCUUCAGGAUGCAGAAUAAUCUCUACCUGUCCCUCACCCGCUUCAUCGGGGACUCCAGGGUCAUGAGAUGGAACAGCAAGCAGUUUGUGGAGAUCCAGGCACUGCCCUCUCGGGGGGCAAUGACCCUGCAGCCCUUUUCCUUUAAAGAGAAUCACUACCUGGCGCUGGGGAGUGACUACACCUUCUCCCAGAUCUACCAGUGGGAUAAAGAGAAGCAGCAGUUCGUCAAGUUCAAGGAGAUCUACGUGCAGGCCCCUCGCUCCUUCACAGCUGUCUCCACCGACAGGAGAGAUUUCUUCUUUGCCUCCAGUUUCAAAGGGAAGACAAAGAUUUUUGAACAUAUCAUUGUGGACUUGAGUUUGUGAAGGUGGGAUUGGUGAAUUGCAGAGACAAGUAACAGUAGCGC
This is a messenger RNA of Elephantulus edwardii (Cape elephant shrew), 1552 nucleotides long. It is a transcript of the gene LGI2, whose product is annotated as leucine-rich repeat LGI family, member 2. Gene Ontology annotation, biological process: inhibitory synapse assembly. The record is from RefSeq and is a predicted model, not a curated record. NCBI's taxonomy places the organism in Eukaryota, Metazoa, Chordata, Mammalia, Macroscelidea, Macroscelididae. The transcript has 8 exons. The coding region runs from base 111 to 1511 and encodes 466 amino acids. Gene Ontology annotation, molecular function: protein binding.